UCUUCAAACAAUAUAAUUAGAAACACUGGCACCCCUAACUCAGUUCACCUUCACGUCCACUUCAUUGUACAGAUAUGUCACCAGAAUAGCCACUUCUAGCGUAGCUUGAAUACAAUAUUCAAUCUCUACAGAUGCUGGCCGUCACUUAUCCUACCCCGAUUGAUCGCUGUCCAGGCACACCCUUUCGCUCCCGCUCCAGUCUCGUCGACUGUACGGUACAGCCACCAUGCGUCUGAUCAGACGAGCCUGGCUGCUCCCAGCCUUGUUUUUAGCCUGCGUCAUUUACUAUCUGUUUCUGUCCCCCAGCGAUAGCGUUCUAUAUCCUUCCUCCAAACGACCUUAUUCCAAUAUCCAUUGGACAAAACGACCUGAGCGGUACCCUGUCACCAACUACCGAGAGUUUCCAACGGGCCCACUCGCGCGGAUUCCUCGAAUUCAGUAUGAUUUCGAAGUCCACACCGAAUCAGAAGAUGCUCGGAGGACGCGUGAGUCAAGACAGGCCGCGGUCAAGGAGGCGUUCAUGCAUGCAUGGGGCGGCUACAAAAAGUACGCUUGGGGCAAGGAUGAAGUCGCACCUGUCAGCGGUCUCCCCAGGUCCAGCUUCGGCGGCUGGGGUGCGACACUGGUUGAUACAAUGGACACUUUGUGGAUCAUGGAUCUGAAGAGUGAAUUUGACGAGUGUGUCGAGGCGGUCAAGCAGAUCGACUUCACCACAAACGACGAGCAGGUCUUGAAUGUCUUCGAGACCACGAUUCGGUAUCUAGGGGGACUGCUCGCCGCAUAUGACUUGUCAGGAGGGCAGUACAAACCCCUCCUCGACAAGGCGCGGGACUUGGGCGAAAUGCUCUACACAGCUUUCGACACCCCCAACCACAUGCCCAUGACACGUUGGGCCUGGACGCAAUCCGCCAUCGGCGGGCAGAUUGAACCGAGCGCCUACACUCUUCUGGCAGAGUUGGGAAGUCUGACACUCGAGUUCACCAGGCUGAGCCAGCUAACAGGGGACAUGAAAUACUUCGACGCUGUACAGAGGAUCGCCGAACUCAUGGAAAGCAAUCAGAACGCCACCAAGAUUCCGGGGCUCUGGCCUACAAUCGUCAAUGCAAAGGAUCUCAAAUUUGAGUAUAACCACUUCACAUUUGGUGGCAUGGCCGAUUCCACUUACGAGUAUCUCCCCAAGCAAUACAUGAUACUUGGAGGCCGAGACCAGAAGUAUCGCCGCAUGUACGAAACGGCAAUUGAAGCUGCCAAAAGAUAUCUGUUCUUCAGACCAAUGGUGCCGGAGGGCGAAGAUAUCCUUUUCAGCGGAAACGCCGCCUUGAACACCUCGAGUCCGAUUGGACUAACCAUCAUGGAUCCGCAAGGGCAGCACCUUGGUUGUUUUGUCAGCGGUAUGGUAGGCAUUGGUGCGAAGAUAUUCGGCCGACCAGAAGAACUUCCGAUCGCUCGAAGAUUGAUUGACGGUUGUGUCUGGGCUUACAAUGCGAUGCCAUCUGGCUUGAUGCCCGAGACAUUUCACGUAGCGCCGUGCCAAUUGGGAGUGGGUGAAGCGCCGCCUGGCCGAUGCGAUUGGAGCGACAGUAAGUGGUGUGAAGCGCUUGCUAGCAGGUUUGCCCCCACAGAAGAGACAAAGCACAUGAGCGCGGCCGAGAGAGGGAAUUAUCUGGCUGAGAAACGUAUGAUCUUUCCUGGCUUCACCGAGCAUGGCGACAAUCGCUACAUCCUCCGCCCGGAGGCCAUCGAAUCGGUUUUCAUCAUGUACCGCAUCACAGGGGAUGUGAAGCUGCAGGACAUUGCGUGGAAGAUGUUCCAGUCUAUUGAUGUUGCGACGAGGACGCCUAUCGCUCAUGCCGCCGUCCAUGAUGUCCGUUAUGCAAAGCCAGAAAAGAGUGACCGCAUGGAAAGUUUCUGGCUUGCCGAGACGCUCAAAUAUUUCUACCUCAUCUUCAGUGAGCCGUCGCUCGUGAAUUUGGAUGAUUGGGUCCUGAACACCGAGGCACAUCCAUUCAGGAGGCCAACGGGUUGAAUGAAGAACAGCAUCAAACAAUAAGCAGUCUAUCUGUUGUCCCCGAGGUCGCCGCAACCAGACUUGGGCCUUGCCGCACAACGAGCAUCCCCUGCUUGAGCUGGUGGAAUGUGCAGUUUCUUACCAUCGCGCAUUGGAGGAUUGAUUACUCUUUCAGCGAGCCUACCGGCCGCUGGGGGUGUUGAUCGGGAAAGGGUCGAUAUGACGUGAACUGAAACGGGUCAAGUAGCAGAGUUGAAGAGCUUGAUCCAGCGAAGAGCCAUGGAGAUGCUCAUGGUCGUGUACAUUUGGCAGAUGCCAUGGGAAUUGUCGGGAUGGCCACGGAUUCGUGGCCUGACGAUGGUUAAUCGGGGCUGAUAGCAUGCAGUGGUACAGCACUUGCACAUAUCGGUGUAAAGAAUACAAUAGGGGGGUUUGCGAGUGACGAGGUAGAAUACUACUUAUGUACUAGUACGGUGCCACAAUUACUAGCUGAUGGAUCCAUCAAAGUGCACUAGAUCAAUUUGGGACUUUGCG
Exophiala dermatitidis NIH/UT8656 is the source of this 2542-nucleotide messenger RNA. Its product is annotated as mannosyl-oligosaccharide alpha-1,2-mannosidase. Gene Ontology annotation, biological process: carbohydrate metabolic process; N-glycan processing. The coding region runs from base 227 to 2026 and encodes 599 amino acids. Gene Ontology annotation, molecular function: mannosyl-oligosaccharide 1,2-alpha-mannosidase activity; calcium ion binding. Gene Ontology annotation, cellular component: Golgi membrane; endoplasmic reticulum. The record is from RefSeq and is a predicted model, not a curated record. NCBI's taxonomy places the organism in Eukaryota, Fungi, Ascomycota, Eurotiomycetes, Chaetothyriales, Herpotrichiellaceae. The transcript has a single exon.